Molecule: messenger RNA, 1490 nt
Organism: Eucalyptus grandis
Lineage: Eukaryota; Viridiplantae; Streptophyta; Magnoliopsida; Myrtales; Myrtaceae
Product: vestitone reductase-like
Exons: 4
Coding region: 124-1107 (327 amino acids)
Molecular function (GO): oxidoreductase activity, acting on the CH-OH group of donors, NAD or NADP as acceptor
Source: RefSeq, a predicted model, not a curated record
GCUCAACCCUAGUUGCAUCCACUUUAAGUGGAGAAGCGCACAUGCUCUGCUGGCCAAAACAUCAGGGUCACCCAAAAAAGUUAGAUGCUUCCUGAAACUUGAAGCUUCACACUUCUCCAAGCUAUGGAGGGCAACAAAGGCACGGUGUGCGUGACAGGCGGUACUGGCUUCAUAGCUUCAUGGCUCAUCAUGAGGCUCCUUGAACAUGGUUACUCCGUCCGGACCACCAUCAGACCUGACCCGAAUGGCAGAAGAGACAUCAGCUUCUUGAAAAAUCUCCCAGGAGCAUCAGAAAGGCUUCAAAUCCUCACUGCCGAUCUCAGCGACCCCGAGAGUUUCAGCCCAGCCAUUGAUGGCUGUGUUGGAGUCUUCCACGUCGCCACCCCAGUGGACUUCGAGGACAGAGAGCCGGAGCCAGUGGUCACCAAAAGAUCCAUCGAUGGAGCGUUAGGCAUCCUGAGGGCCUGCCUGAACUCCAAGACAGUGAAGCGGGUCGUGUACACUUCGAGUGCGGCUGCAGCUCAACUCAAGAACUCCGGGGCCGAUAUAUUGGAUGAGGACACCUGGAGCGAUGUCGAGUCCAUCCGACAAAUGACGAAGUUUGGAGCUUCGUAUGGGAUCUCGAAGACGUUGACUGAGAAGGCGGUUCUCGAGUUUGGCGAGCAGCAUGGACUGGAAGUGGUGACCGUGGUUCCCACAUUUGUCCACGGGCCCUUCAUAUGCCCCAAGUUUGCCGGAUCCGUCCGAACUUCGCUGGCUUUGAUAUUAGGGAAUGAGAAUGAAUACCCUAUUCUUCUCGAAGUAUCUUUCGUGCAUGUAGACGACCUGGCAAGAGCACACAUCUUCCUCUUCGAGCACUCUGAUGCCAAGGGGCGGUACAUAUGUUCCUCGGCCACAAUGACCAUCGAGGAGAUGUCCAAGUUUCUCUCCGAAAGAUACCCAGAAUUUCAGAUACCCUCACCAGAAUCCUUGAAGGAAGUGAAAGGCCCCAGGUUCACCCGCCUAUCGUCAAGGAAGCUGCUGGACGCAGGUUUCGAGUAUAAGUAUGGGAUUGAGGAAAUGUUUGACGGAGCCAUCCAAUGUUGCAAAGAAAAGGGGUAUCUCUAGAUCUGCCGAAGCCAUUCCAUGCAUAUAAUAGAAUACAGUAAAUCAGGCCAACAGUAGUGAUGCUUGGAGUACUAAAAAGCUGGCAUGACACCGUAUAAUGGUGUGACCUAUUUCUUUUCUGACCUGAGCUGAAUAUAGUCCUCUAAACAAAAUGCAGAAAGAAUAGAGAAAUAUGUUGAGAAAAUGCGUACUGUACAUCUAGCACAGCUUGUGAAAACUGAUUUCUCCAAGGGCCAUGUACGAGAUAUCAAACCGCAUACAAUAUUUUGGUACUGUAUAUUUCUGUUCUUGUGUAUUUGAUAUUGCAGUACUGCGAGCAGAAGCACUUAUGGCAUGAUAAUGGAUAUUGUUGAAAUUUUCUGUUUGUGAAGCUUAAUACGCCA